AUGCAGCUCAGCACCCUGGUCCUCCUCGCUGCCAUCCCUCUUUACUUCCUGGUCCGCAGCGUCCACCGAAACAUUCAGUUCCGCCGCUUCUCGCGCCUCAACAAUGCCUCCGCCCCACCCAUGUUGCCCUCCUCUGUCCUGACGCUCCAUUUGGAUUGGCUCAUCACCGCGAUCCGGAUGGCGACCUCUCAUUCCAUGAUCGCCCAUUUCAGGUCUCUCUUCACUACUCUCCAAAUAUCGACACUGAGUGAACCUCCGGUGUUGCUCGGACUUCUUGGUUCCAGCGCCAUCGUGACGCAGGACAAGGAGAACAUCAAGGCGCUCCUCGCCAUGCAUGUGGACGACUACGCCAUCGAACCUGUACGACACGAGCUACAUCCGCUGCUUGGGCAAGGAAUCUUCAAUUCCGACGGGGAGAAAUGGGCGCUGAUGCGAGCGAACCUGAGGCCUUGGUUUGGUCGAGGUUCCAUACGGAAGUCCAGCAAGAAGGGGCAAAGGAGCGAUCUGCACCACGCCCUCCGUGGCAUGGAGGGUCUCGAUCUCUACGACCUCGCGGGCCGCUCGGAGAAGCCGGUGCAGAAACUCCUGGAGAGCCUGCGCGCUCAAUGGACCAACGGCCGGACCGUGGAUCUUUCUCCUCUUUUCUUCCAUCUGAUGUUCGACACUUCAACGGGCAUGACAUUUGCGACGCCCUCGGCGCCGCCUUCCCCAUCUGCCUAUCCCGAGGAAACCGCUGAGCUGGAGGCUUAUCGGAAUGCCCGUACCUGGCACCGCCUCGGCGGCUGGGGUAUAGGCGUCCCCAAAAACGUUCCACACACGGAUACCAUGUCGGUCUCAGAUUUCGAAGCGGUCUUCGACCGUGCCUUCCUCUGGCUCGCCGAGAGCAACAUCGAGGUCAUGGGCGUACGCAUGCCCAACGAGAGUUUCUUCCGAGACUGCGAGAUCAUCAAGUCGUACCUCGCUACGCAGGUGGAUGCCGCGAUCCUGCGACGGGACACCGAAAAGUCACGCGCCAAGGUAGAAGGCAGCCAGGGAGCGACCCAAAAGCCGUUGGGCGCGCUGAUUGACCAUCUCGCGGCGCUGGAGCCCCCCAUGGCCCGCGACGACAUCCGCGACGAGGCUCUGCAUAUCCUCUUCGCGGCCCGCGACACCACCGCCGGCACCAUGUGCGACCUCUUCUGGCUAUUAUCCCGUCACCAAGGCGUGCUGACGCGCCUACGGACCGAGAUUCUAACACACUUUCCCCAGGGCGGUUCGCCGGAGGAGAUCACGUUUGAGCGCACAAAGCAGCUGCUGUACCUGAGUGCCGUUAUCAAAGAGACGAUCCGGCUGCAUCCCGUGUUGCCCUUCAAUGCCAAAGCGGCUGUGAAGGACACGAUACUGCCCCGUGGCGGCGGUCCGGAUGGCAAGGGCAAGGUCGCGGUCCGCAAAGGCACACACAUCGUCUGGUUCACGUAUGGCUUGCACCGGAACGAAAAAGUGUACGGCGCGGACGUCGACGCCAUGCGGCCGGAGCGGUGGCUGGACGGUCGAGACGUCGAUGCCGAUGACAAGGACUGGUUGGACACGGGCCACGGUGACGAGAACGGCGCGUUAGGAGCUGACGUGCGGUCGCCCACCACACCCGGGGCACCAGGAACGGCGCCCAAGGGCAUCAGGCCUGGAUGGGCGUACAUUCCAUUCAAUGGCGGGCCGCGCACCUGUAUUGGCCAGCAGUUCGCCUUGGGAACGCUCAGCUACGUCACGGUACGGGUGCUGCAGGAGUUGGAGCGCGAGGGGUUGCGCAUGGUGAGUAGGGAUGCGGACCCGUGGACGGAGAAGUUCUCGUUGACGGCGAAGAACUUGAAUGGAUGUAAGGUUGCGUUUGUGCGUGAAGAGGACGGGUUGAAGGAAUGUUGA
Cyphellophora europaea CBS 101466 is the source of this 1899-nucleotide messenger RNA. RefSeq lists its product as uncharacterized. The transcript has a single exon. NCBI's taxonomy places the organism in Eukaryota, Fungi, Ascomycota, Eurotiomycetes, Chaetothyriales, Cyphellophoraceae. The coding region runs from base 1 to 1899 and encodes 632 amino acids. Gene Ontology annotation, molecular function: heme binding; iron ion binding; oxidoreductase activity, acting on paired donors, with incorporation or reduction of molecular oxygen, reduced flavin or flavoprotein as one donor, and incorporation of one atom of oxygen. The record is from RefSeq and is a predicted model, not a curated record.